Molecule: messenger RNA, 1369 nt
Organism: Diospyros lotus (date-plum)
Lineage: Eukaryota; Viridiplantae; Streptophyta; Magnoliopsida; Ericales; Ebenaceae
Product: malate dehydrogenase, mitochondrial
Exons: 7
Coding region: 99-1136 (345 amino acids)
Biological process (GO): malate metabolic process; tricarboxylic acid cycle
Cellular component (GO): cytoplasm; mitochondrion
Molecular function (GO): L-malate dehydrogenase (NAD+) activity
Source: RefSeq, a predicted model, not a curated record
UUUUUUUGGCUUCUAUUUCCGCAGACACAACAUUCAGUCGCCUCCUCUCUCUAACUUUCCAGUUCGAUCUCCAAAACCCUCGCGCGCCGCGCCGAACAAUGUUGAGAUCGAUCCGAUCGCUUGGACGAGGCGCCUCUGCCUCAUCGUCUCACUUCCUCCGCCGCGGCUACUCGUCGGAGUCUGCCCCCGAGCGGAAGGUCGCGGUGCUCGGCGCCGCCGGCGGCAUCGGCCAGCCGCUCGCGCUGCUCAUGAAGCUCAAUCCGCUCGUCUCCACGCUUGCCCUUUAUGAUAUUGCCGGAACCCCCGGUGUCGCGGCCGAUGUCAGCCAUAUUAACACCAGAUCUGAAGUUGCCGGAUAUGUGGGUGAGGAUCAGCUAGGGCAAGCUUUGGAGGGUUCUGAUGUUGUCAUUAUUCCAGCUGGCGUUCCGAGAAAACCUGGCAUGACUCGUGAUGACCUCUUUAACAUCAAUGCUGGCAUUGUCAAAUCACUUUGCACUGCCAUUGCAAAGUAUUGUCCGCAUGCACUUGUUAAUAUGAUCAGCAACCCUGUGAAUUCAACGGUACCAAUUGCUGCUGAGGUUUUUAAGAAAGCAGGGACAUAUGAUGAGAAGAGGCUGUUUGGAGUAACCACACUAGAUGUGGUUAGGGCUAAGACUUUCUAUGCUGGGAAGGCAAAGGUUCCUGUUGAGGGGGUUAAUGUUCCAGUUGUCGGAGGCCAUGCUGGCAUAACCAUUCUCCCAUUAUUUUCUCAAGCGACACCAAAAGCCAAUAGUUUGUCUCAUGAGGAUAUUGUGGCCCUCACAAAGCGAACACAAGAUGGAGGGACGGAAGUUGUGAAUGCAAAAGCUGGAAAGGGUUCAGCAACACUCUCAAUGGCCUAUGCUGGAGCUCUAUUUGCUGAUGCUUGCUUGAAGGGUCUUAAUGGGGUCCCACAUGUCGUAGAAUGUUCUUUUGUGCAGUCAAGCAUUACUGAGCUUCCAUUCUUUGCUUCUAAGGUGAAGCUUGGAAAGAAUGGCGUGGAGGAAGUUCUAGACUUGGGCUCACUUUCAGACUAUGAAAAACAAGGAUUAGAAAGUCUCAAACCCGAGCUUAAAGCUUCUAUUGAGAAGGGAAUCGAGUUUGCUAGCAAGAAUUGAAUGAUCUUGUAGCCUUUCAUUCAGGGUCCGCCAAAUUUUGCAAUUCUUUUUUGUGGGGGUGGUUUUCACCCCGAACUGUUGUAUCCUUCCAUGCAUGGGAGUUGGUUUGUCGCUGGAGGAGUCGUUCUUGCUCUCGCAGGAAGAGUAGGCUUAAUUGGGACUGAUUAUAUUUAGUAAUAAUGGCCGCUGGAAUGACAUGGUCAUAGCAAAUCGCAAGAACUCACGUUCAUUUU